Messenger RNA from Eremothecium cymbalariae DBVPG#7215, 777 nucleotides. RefSeq lists its product as uncharacterized. The transcript has a single exon. NCBI's taxonomy places the organism in Eukaryota, Fungi, Ascomycota, Saccharomycetes, Saccharomycetales, Saccharomycetaceae. The coding region runs from base 1 to 777 and encodes 258 amino acids. The record is from RefSeq and is a predicted model, not a curated record.
AUGAAAAGAUGGUUUGCAAGUUCGAGCCAUAUACUAACUGAUUUAUCCAAGUUUGUGGUUCGCAAAACUGGCACUGGAUCAGGCCCUUUUGUCGAAUUCCCCGAUUUUCAGUUACUCCAAGGUUCAUUACUAUUAAGAAUUCCAUCAUCUAGUACAGUGUUUAGUAAAUUAGAACAGGUUGGCGUAUUCAAUGUGCCUCCAGAAACUGCUCUUCCCUUCAUGAACUGUGAAAAAUUGCCUAAUGGAUUCACUAAACUGAUUACAGGGGCGGCACCUGUCAAUUUGAUAUGCCACACGCGGGCAUCUUCAAACAAUUUAAAGGUACUUGAAGUCGAUGAUUAUGGUAAAGGUUGGAAAUUAAUGAAGCCGGCUUCUCAGGUAAUCUUUUACAGUGGUGAUUUAUCCUUUAAUGAGGGCAAGUUACUUGGCAGGGGCCUGGUUGCUCUUAUGACACAGGGCCCUUUGCAUGAGUUAAAACUAAAUGGAGGUGAAGAGAUGCUUAUUGCACCUGAAAGUAUUGUUGGGUACUUUGACUGCAAGAUUGAGAAGUUAGAAAAGCUAGACAACUCAAUUGCAAUUUCACAGAUAGUAAAGAAAUACGGAACGAUGUAUUUAGGCAAGUUCUAUGAUCAAUUGCUAUAUCUGAUGUCCAGGGUUAUCCGCAAAGAUAAACUAUAUUUUAAGGUGAGGGGACCUGGCAUUAUGCUUUUGCAAUCACAUUACGCUUUAGGAUCUCAAUCAUAUUCUAGGGAUGAAAUCCUACGAUCAAUGAAAUAG